Messenger RNA from Lottia gigantea (owl limpet), 192 nucleotides. RefSeq lists its product as hypothetical. The annotation marks the transcript as partial. The transcript is spliced from 2 exons. The record is from RefSeq and is a predicted model, not a curated record. NCBI's taxonomy places the organism in Eukaryota, Metazoa, Mollusca, Gastropoda, Lottiidae.
GGCUGUAUGGUCAUUCUCAGUUGUAUGAUCAUUCUUAACUGUCUGUAUGGUCAUUCUCAGUUGUUUGUAUGCUCAUUCUCAAUUGGCUGUAUGGUCAUUCUCAGUUGUAUGAUCAUUCUCAAUUGGCUUUAUGGUCAUUCACAGUUGUAUGAUCAUUCUCAAUUGGCUGUGUGGUCAUUCUCAGUUGUAUGA